GGCGCGGUGCAGUUCGUGCUUCUGCCCUCCCACCCUUAAAAAACACCAAAAAAUUUUCCUUUUCCUCUCCGUCGUCUAGCCGUCCGGUAGUUCCCCGUCUCCGGUCGCCGACGAUUCUAUCCCUCCUAUAUCCUAUCCCCCGUCCCCUCUCCUCUUUUUUUUUAUCCCUCAGAUUAUACCCUAGAAUUUUGCCCUCUAUUACCUUUCCGGUUUUCGUUUUUAGGAUCGCAUUCGGGAGAAAGAGUGGCGCCGUGGUAGCCACAGUGUUUCCGAUUCUUAUAUAAUCGCAACGAGGAGAGUGGGGAACGGAGAAAAAAAUUAAAAAAAAUUUGGUUCUAGGAAAGGAAGAAGAAGAAGAAAGGAGUGGGAUUUGCAGAAGGGUUUGUAAGUUCUGAGAUGGCGCAGAUUCAGGUGCAGCGACAGCAGGCGGCGGCGACGGGAGCGGCUGCUCCUCCGUCUCCUCAGUCGAUGCCUACUCAGAACGGAGUGGCUGGUGGUGCGGUGGCGACUGGGCCGAUCCCUUUCGGUUCCACCUCGCUGUACGUGGGGGAUCUUGAUCCCAACGUUUCUGAGGCGCAGCUCGCCGAUCUGUUUGGUCAAGUCGGCCAGCUGGUGUCCAUUCGUGUCUGCAGGGACCAGAAUACCCGGCGGUCUCUUGGCUAUGCUUAUAUUAACUUUACCAAUGGCCAGGAAGCUGCAAGGGCAUUGGACUUGCUGAACUUCACUCCACUCAACAACAAGUCUAUCAGGAUCAUGUAUUCACACAGGGAUCCGAGUCUUCGUAAGAGUGGUGCUGGAAAUAUCUACAUCAAGAACCUUGACAAGGCCAUUGAUCACAAAGCUUUACAUGAAACUUUCUCUGCCUUUGGCAACAUUCUGUCAUGCAAAGUGGCUACUGAUGCUUCUGGACAGUCCAAGGGUUAUGGUUUUGUUCAGUAUGACACUGAGGAAGCUGCUAAGAAUGCUAUCGACAAGUUGGAUGGUAUGCUGAUGAACGAUAAGCAAGUUUAUGUCGGACCCUUUGUCCGUAAGCAGGAGAGAGAUAGUUCUAUGAGUAAUACAAGAUUCAAUAAUGUAUUUGUGAAAAAUCUUUCCGAAUCAACUGCGGAUGAGGACUUGAAGAAGGUCUUUGGAGAGUAUGGUGCAAUUACUAGUGCUGUGGUGAUGCGUGAUGGAGAUGGGAAGUCUAGGUGUUUUGGGUUUGUUAAUUUUGAAAAUGCAGAUGAUGCAGCUAAAGCUGUUGAGGCUCUUAAUGGAAAAAAAUUUGAUGACAAAGAAUGGUUUGUUGGAAAGGCUCAGAAGAAAUCUGAAAGAGAGCAAGAACUGAAAGGACGAUUUGAGCAAAGUAUGAAGGAAGCUGUAGAUAAGUACCAAGGACUUAAUCUCUACAUCAAGAAUUUGGAUGACAGCAUAUCUGAUGAAAAGCUCAAGGAGUUGUUUUCUGAAUUUGGUACAGUGACAUCAUGCAAGGUUGUGCGUGAUCCAAGUGGAAUUAGCAAAGGUUCAGGGUUUGUUGCAUUCGCUACACCUGAAGAGGCCUCACGAGCUAUUAAUGAGAUGAAUGGAAAGAUUAUUGUUAGCAAACCUUUGUAUGUUGCACAUGCUCAACGCAAGGAGGAUCGUCGAGCAAGGCUUCAGGCUCAGUUUUCCCAAAUGAGGCCAGUUCCAAUGCCUCCUGCAGUUGGCCCUCGUAUGCCUAUGUUUCCUCCUGGUGCCCCUGGGCUUGGGCAGCAGUUCAUGUAUGGGCAAGGUCCUCCAGCCAUGAUUCCUACUCAGGGUGGGUUUGGCUACCAGCAACAACUUGUGCCAGGGAUGAGGCCGGGCGGUGGUCCCAUGCCAAACUACUUCGUUGUCCAGGGUCAGCAAGGUCAACGCCCUGGUGGCCGUCGUGGAGGUCCAGUGCAGCAAUCGCAACAGCCGGUUCCCAUGAUGCCCCAGCAGAUGAUGCCUAGGGGUGGACGUGGCUACCGUUACCCUCCUGGUCGCAACAUGUCUGAAGUUCCCAUGCAAGGUGGAGGCAUGAUCUCUGUUCCUUACGACAUGGGCGGCAUGGGUAUGCGUGAGGCUGCAGCUGGGGGGCAACCUAUGCCCAUCACGGCUCUUGCAUCAGCCCUUGCCAAUUCAACUCCUGAACAACAGCGAACUCUGCUGGGUGAAAGUCUGUAUCCACUGGUGGAGCAGCUGGAGCAUGACUCGGCUGCCAAGGUCACCGGGAUGCUUCUGGAGAUGGAUCAGACCGAGGUCCUGCACUUGCUCGAGUCGCCGGAGGCCCUGAAGGCUAAAGUAGCAGAGGCAAUGGACGUGCUGAGGAACGUGUCUGCUGCCGCUCAUCCUCAAGCAAACAACGCGGCUGAUCAGCUCUCUUCGCUGAACCUGAAUGAUGGGAUUGUGCCCUAGAGUAGUCGCAAGCUGAGUACACCUUCGUGAAUGGAUGAAUAAUGAGUGCAAGGAGUGUUGCACCACCGUUGAGACACUUUUUAUUUGGCGUUUUCGUUUGUUGGCAAAGAGGGUUCGUUCUCUUUUCGACAUUUCGGAACUCUGUUGGGUCUUUCCUGUGCGGUGCUUUGAGUUGGUUUCCAAACUCGUUUUGUUCAGUCAUGUUUUAGGAUGCAAUACUUUUUUCUAUUUUCAAGUUGGUGUUCUUCUGAAUUUGGUUGGUCUGCGGAAUUUUGGGUUUGAACUUCCCGUAAACUACCAUUGGUUUGUUAUCUCUAGCGUUUUAUUUCCGGUUUAGCUUGUCUCGUUGAUCAAGCGGCGUCCCACUGCUUUCGUUGCUUCUCCAACCUAGAGGUAGCGAAACUCGAAAACUUUGCAUUAACAAUGAUCUUCAGAUGAUCCCUAUUGCAUCCUUUCCUACCUUGUGCCUUUUCUUACUGCCUAGAAAUGCUUAUUUCUCUGCUCCCGUUCAUACAAUCUAGAGCUGAGCACGGGUUGGUUGGGUGGUUGAAUCCACUGAAUCCGCAAACUAAAAUGCAAACUCGAUCAAUAUUAUGUAGAUGGUUUUUUGGGUGAGUGUUGGUUGUAAAAUAUGACUGACUAGAAAUUGAGUGGAUGCAAGUGUAAUGUGGUUGACUCAUGGCUCAUUCAUUCUUUUAUCUUCAAACCAGCCAAACUUUUAAGUUUGUCUAUUUAACCAAAAGAUGAACUCCAAGUUUCGAUAAAAAGAUCCCACAAUAUCUUUACUGUUACGGUUGUUUCAAUAACUGAAAAUUAUAUAUACAUUGCCUUGUGUAAUUCCUCUCCAUCUCAAUUCGAGCUCCAAAAAACCUAAUUUUAUGCUUUUGCCAAAGGGAAACCAAUUGCCCAUGCUUUGAAUAUGUUUACUAGUUUGAGUAUAUUUUUGGUGAUUUAUAAACAAUUUCAAGUAGUGGUUUUGUGAAUUGAAUGACACAUCUCAUUUAUAGAUUAAAGGUUGUUUAGCUUU
This is a messenger RNA of Linum trigynum, 3424 nucleotides long. The record is from the annotation of a GenBank genome assembly. Lineage: Eukaryota; Viridiplantae; Streptophyta; Magnoliopsida; Malpighiales; Linaceae.